AUGGAACUGGACGACUUUGAUCCUGAAGACAAAGAGAUACUGAGCUGGGAUAUAAAUGACAUGAAACUACCACAGAACGUGAAAAGGACUGACUGGUUCCAGGAGUGGCCGGACUCCUACGUGAAACACAUCUACAGCUCAGAGGACAGGAAUGCCCAGCGCCACCUGAGCAGCUGGGCCAUGCGGAACACCAACAACCACAAUUCCCGCAUCCUCAAGAAGUCGUGUCUGGGCGUGGUGGUGUGCAGCCGGGAUUGCUCCACCGAGGAGGGCCGCAAGAUCUACCUGAGACCCGCCAUCUGCGACAAAGCCAGGCAGAAGCAGCAGAGGAAGUGCUGUCCCAACUGCAAUGGUCCUCUGAAGCUCAUUCCCUGCCGCGGCCACGGAGGCUUUCCCGUCACCAACUUCUGGAGGCACGACGGUCGCUUCAUAUUUUUCCAGUCAAAAGGAGAACACGACCAUCCCAAGCCAGAGACCAAGCUAGAAGCAGAGGCAAGAAGAGCAAUGAAGAAGGUGCACAUGGCAUCCACGUCUGGCUCCUUGAGGAUGAAGGGGAGCCCGGAAACUAAGGCUCUUCCCGGUGAAAUACCAAGUCAGGGAAGUUUACCUUUAACUUGGUCAUUCCAGGAAGGCGUCCAACUGCCCAGCAGUUACAGUACAUCUUUAAUAGCUAACACUCCCCAGCAGAACUCCCUGAAUGAUUGCCUAUCCUUCCCCAAGAGCUACAAUUUGGGGGGAACCACUGAGCUGGAAGAUCCAGCUUCCACCUUGGACCCCACUCCACUCUAUGAGAAGUACAAAUUCCCCAGCAGUAGGAUCUAUGGCAGUGAAGAUCAGCUUCAGUCUGCUGUCCCUGGGGUUUACACGGAUUACGACGAUCUGCAAGCCUGGAAUAAAAAUGCUACCUUAGGGAGAAAUCCCAGCGAUGACGCGUGCUAUCCCAGCUAUCCUCUGCCUGUGACCAGCUGGCCCUGCGACUUCUUCCCCUCCCAGAGCUCUCUGGAGCCCUUUCCCCAACAGACUCCACUGGAAGCAGCUGCAGUGCAAACCGCUUGCCAUCCGCUGUGGUCCAACCCAAGCGGCGAACCUUACGAAGAGAAAGUACCUAUGGAAUUCAGCGGCUACGCACCCUCCCUCACGUACCACUCCCCUCAGCAGGACCCCUUCCUGCUCACCUAUGGCUCUCAGCCUCAGCAGCAAUACUCACUGCCCAGCAAGAGCAACAAGUGGGAUUUUGAUGAAGAGAUGGCAUGCACGGGCUUGGAUCACUUCAACAGCGAAAUGUUUCUCAACCUCUGCCCUUUAAGAUGA
Messenger RNA from Arvicola amphibius (Eurasian water vole), 1311 nucleotides. RefSeq names its product glial cells missing transcription factor 1 (gene Gcm1). The record is from RefSeq and is a predicted model, not a curated record. Bases 1 to 1311 code for a protein of 436 amino acids. Lineage: Eukaryota; Metazoa; Chordata; Mammalia; Rodentia; Cricetidae. Gene Ontology annotation, cellular component: nucleus. Gene Ontology annotation, molecular function: RNA polymerase II cis-regulatory region sequence-specific DNA binding; DNA-binding transcription activator activity, RNA polymerase II-specific. The transcript is spliced from 5 exons. Gene Ontology annotation, biological process: gliogenesis; regulation of transcription by RNA polymerase II; cell differentiation involved in embryonic placenta development.